CCGACCUCAUCGCCACAAUCUCCAGAACCACCAUGACGUCGCCCUCCACCGUCCCGUUCCGCACCUCCGACCUGAUCGGCCCACCACCACACAUCGCCACCGACGCCGCCGCCUCACCGGACUGGACGUUGCUCAGCAGGACGGCUCGGCUGUCGGACCACCGGAACGCGUCCACUGCCGAGUGCCACACGCCGGAGGGCCAGCCCGUGGCGGUGUCCUUCUGGCCGGCGGACCCGCCGGGCCUCUCCCACCUCACCGUCCAUUGCCCCGGCCUCGACGCCUCCGACUUCUAUGACAACACCCCGCCCGUCGUCCUCUGCGCCGAGGGGCCCCUCGUGCUCCUCCGCCUCGCCCUCAACUUCCCCGAGUGGAGGUCCGUUCACCUCUUCGUCUACUCCGCCGCCGGGAACGGGGAUAAGAGGCCGUCGCUGCACCUGCUCCCGUGCCCGGACCCCGAGGUCGACGACAUCGGCGGCCACCCCCCGGUCCAGGACUUCGAGGGCAAGGCCCAGCAGCUCGGUCUCCUGCCCUGCGGCGACCGCGGGGGCUACGCCGUGGCCUUGCUCCACCACGGGUGGAACGAGUCCCACGGGCGGACCCGGCAGUACUACGUGUUCGUCUUCUCGUCGGAGACGAACUCGUGGACCAGACGCAAGGCGGCGCCGCUCCACCUGUCCAAGUCCGACCAGGCGCUGUUCGACCGUCACGUCUAUGGCUGCUCCAAGCAGGUCGCCGUGGGAAGGAGCUCGGUGGGCUGGGUCGACCUCGUGUGCGGCAUCCUCCUUGCCUGCAACCUGUUCGACAAACGUCCCGUCGUCAAAUUCAUCCCGUUCCCGGCAUCGAGGGUACCCAUCGCCAACCAGAAAGACGAUGACAACCCUUACUACGCCCCGGAGUACUUCUCCGACGUCGUCUGCUCUGGCGACCUGAUCAAGUUCGUCAAGAUCGACUUCGCCGACCCCGACUGCAGGACCACCGGCAAAAUUAAAAGCUGGAGAGCCACCACAUGGUGCAGGAGGGUAUGUUGGGACGACUGGCGCAGGCGAUGCACCGUUGACGUCGACGACGUCUCAGUCGACCAGAGCUACUCCGCUCUGCUGCCGGAGCUGCUGGACGAGGAGACCCAGGAGCUGGAGCUGAGGAACCUAGAAUUCCUCAUCCCCACGCUGGGCAUGCACGACGACGACCUUCUUUACAUGUUGGCCAGGGAUGGUGGUGGAACAGGCGACGGCACGGCCUGGGUCGUCGCCGUCGACAUGAGACGCGCGGUGAUGGAGGCGUUGGUCCCGGUUUCUACCGAGAUGGGCUACGCCGUCACGAUGUACUGCCCAUGCGCCUUCCCCAAGUACCUCGACGGCGACAUCAUCAUGGCACUAGGUGCAAGCAUGGAGGCUGAAACAGCUGCUGAUAAUUCUGCCGACACAAAUAUUAGCACUAGUAAUCAAAACUUCUCUGAUGAAGAAGAUAGUGACUACCAAGGAGAUCGGUUCUCAGAUUAUUGGUGCGCCGAGUCCCUUGAGGGGUAUGCCUUGCCCUUCUAUGGAGAAGAAGGAGGGCAAGUCUUUUCUGAUGAAGAGGGGAGUGACCAAGGAAAUGGCAUCAGAACUUGGUGCGGCCAGUCCUACUAUGGCGAAGCCCGCUAUGGCUACUGUGAAGAAGAUGAAGGAGGAGGAGACAUGGGCAAUCCGAUGGACAAUGCUGAUGUAUUUGGAGAAUUGCCGCAAUACGUAUCCGAUCCCGACCCCGACCCUCGAGCGAACCGGCGGAAGGAGAAGAAGAAGAUGAGGAGGAGAAAGAAGAAGGAUAACAGGAGGAGAAGCAAGAAGCAGGUGCAGGAGCAGGAGCAGAAGCAUCAUCCCCUGCUGCAGCUUGUGCAGUUUCUGGAUGGCCGGCCGGAGUUGCACCCGAUCUGUUUUGCUGCCUGUGUACUGAUAGCGAUCAUUGUAAGAGAACUUUUGGGUACCAACCCGUGGCAGGCUGGUUGAGCAGAGCUAUGUUUUGUGCAUGAUUGAUGAAAGCUCAAGCUUUUCUGUAAUGCAGCUUUUGCCAGGAAUUGCUUGUGGCUCCUGGGCAACAUGGAGCCUGAAUUUUGAAAAAUCAAAGUUUUGUAGUUUCAAAGAAUUCUGAAACAACACACAUGUAAAUAUGGAUGUAUAAUGCAUAUUUUAGUUUCGUUACGAAAUGCGUUUUUA
Triticum aestivum (bread wheat) is the source of this 2192-nucleotide messenger RNA. RefSeq lists its product as uncharacterized. Lineage: Eukaryota; Viridiplantae; Streptophyta; Magnoliopsida; Poales; Poaceae. The coding region runs from base 33 to 1985 and encodes 650 amino acids. The record is from RefSeq and is a predicted model, not a curated record. The transcript has 4 exons.